AUGGCCAGUCCGUCACCGAACCCAAGAGAAGGCGAGGAGAGCGGGUCCGAGUUCACGGAGGAGACGGGCGGCCAACGUCCGGCCGCCCCGCAGAAGACGUUCGUAGCGCCACCCGCCUCUCAGCUGCCCACGAAGCUGGAAUUCGUCGCCCGUAGUGGUACAGGCCGCAGUGUUAAGCACACCUUCCGUACCGUCAAGUUCGCUCGGAGAGUGCCCACACUGCCGCCCAAGAAGCCUGAGGCAGGCGGCGCGGCCGGCAGCGGGGCCGCGCCCGAGCGCCGCCCGCGCAACCGCAGCAAGCGUCAUGUCUGCACCACCUGCGACAAGCGCUUCUCCAGCCCCGGCAAGCUUAGCCAGCACGUUCUCUCCCACACUGGUGAGCUUCCCUUUUCGUGUGAUUUGUGCGACAAGCGAUUUAAUUCUAAAUUUAAACUCGUGCGCCACAGCCUCAUACACAGUGAGGCGAGAGCCUUCGCUUGUAAUAUUUGCGCUUUACACUCUGCCGAAGAAGGUAACUUACAAUGCAAAAUUUGCGAUGAGGUCUUUGGUACCAAACAAGACAUUGUGAAUCACCUCAAAGUUCAUACAGGGAGUCGCACACCUAAGAGCGAGACUGAUAAAAAAUUUACCUGUGAUCAUUGCGACAGAAGAUUUUUUACAGCAAAAGAUGUUCGAAGGCAUCUUGUUGUGCACACAGGUAGACGAGAUUUUUUAUGUCCUUACUGCCCACAAAAAUUUGGACGUAAAGAUCAUUUGGUUCGUCACGUUAAAAAUGCUCAUCCAGAUGAAUCAUGGAAGUCAGCCGCAGUUGGUACUUCAAAAGAUCCACUCCCUGAAGCUUCGUCGUUUGAGGAGACCUUUACUGAUUUCCCUAUAGAGAGCUCCAGUUUUGAUAUUUGGAAAUCCGUUACUCCAAAAGAAGAGACACAGGAGUGUCAACCAGAGGUGCCUGCGUCUGAUAUAAUUGUUGCAAUUCCACCAGACCUGGAUAUAAAAGUGGAGCCUUUAGAUAUAAAAUUAGAGAAUCCGCCCUCACCCAGUGAAAUUCUCGAAUACCCUGUAGUGUAUAUGGUCCCACCGCCUUAUCCUCAGACGCCGUCCGACUUGCCAUAUAUGCCGACGCAGCCUAUUUCCGACCCACUGGAUGUUCAUCUGCUCGGUUCAGGCAAUGUUCGUUCUCUGUUGAUGGACCCGGGGGAGGGGCCGUCGGGGUUAUCGAGUCAAAUGCUAGGAUUGCUAGAGGAACGUGAACCGACAUUCACAACUGAGGAGGGCCGCGUGCAGCAACGGUUGCCGGCCUUCACGCAGGCCUUCCAGACAGCUCAGAGCCCAAAGCCUCCUCCGCCCCCCCCGCCGCCUCACUAG
This is a messenger RNA of Melitaea cinxia (Glanville fritillary), 1365 nucleotides long. Its product is annotated as zinc finger protein PLAGL1-like. Bases 1 to 1365 code for a protein of 454 amino acids. Gene Ontology annotation, cellular component: nucleus. Lineage: Eukaryota; Metazoa; Arthropoda; Insecta; Lepidoptera; Nymphalidae. Gene Ontology annotation, biological process: regulation of gene expression. The record is from RefSeq and is a predicted model, not a curated record. The transcript is spliced from 2 exons.